Molecule: messenger RNA, 1907 nt
Organism: Cheilinus undulatus (humphead wrasse)
Lineage: Eukaryota; Metazoa; Chordata; Actinopteri; Labriformes; Labridae
Product: serine/threonine-protein phosphatase 2A catalytic subunit alpha isoform
Exons: 7
Coding region: 233-1162 (309 amino acids)
Biological process (GO): mitotic cell cycle; peptidyl-serine dephosphorylation
Cellular component (GO): cytosol
Molecular function (GO): protein serine/threonine phosphatase activity
Source: RefSeq, a predicted model, not a curated record
UCACCAACUGACGUCUCUCCCUCCCUCCUUUUCGGUUUCAAUUCAGUCAAAUCAUAGCGACCUGGAAGCCAGAGGCACUUACAUGUGUCUUCUGAUAAGAGAGCCAUUCGCACUUACUGUGGCCGCUUUGUAAGCCGUGGAAAAGACGAGAAUAUCGGGGUAGUCUUCCAGCCGAAGUCAGCGAACUUUCGUGUCGCAAACGAACUACAGCGAACCAUAAAAACACACAGAGAUGGACGAAAAGGCGUUCACGAAAGAACUUGAUCAGUGGAUCGAGCAGCUCAACGAGUGCAAGCAGCUGUCGGAGGGACAAGUAAAAACACUAUGUGAAAAGGCAAAAGAGAUCCUGACCAAAGAGUCAAAUGUCCAGGAUGUGAGGUGUCCAGUGACAGUGUGUGGUGACGUGCACGGUCAGUUCCAUGACCUCAUGGAGCUGUUCAAGAUUGGAGGGAAAUCUCCAGACACAAACUAUUUGUUUAUGGGAGACUACGUAGACAGAGGGUACUACUCUGUAGAAACUGUCACUUUACUAGUAGCACUUAAGGUACGCUUUCGUGAGCGCAUCACAAUCCUCAGAGGGAACCACGAGAGCAGACAGAUCACACAAGUGUACGGCUUCUAUGAUGAGUGCCUAAGGAAAUAUGGAAACGCCAACGUUUGGAAGUACUUCACAGACCUAUUUGAUUAUCUCCCCCUCACUGCCUUGGUAGACUCUCAGAUUUUCUGCCUUCAUGGAGGCCUGUCGCCGUCCAUAGAUACUUUGGAUCACAUCAGAGCACUGGACCGUUUACAAGAAGUGCCACAUGAGGGUCCCAUGUGCGACCUGCUGUGGUCAGACCCCGAUGACCGUGGUGGCUGGGGCAUCUCUCCUCGAGGAGCAGGAUACACCUUUGGCCAGGACAUCUCUGAAACCUUCAACCACGCCAAUCGUCUCACACUGGUGUCCCGUGCCCACCAGCUGGUUAUGGAAGGUUACAACUGGUGCCAUGAGAGGAAUGUGGUGACAAUAUUUAGUGCUCCCAACUACUGCUACCGCUGUGGCAACCAGGCAGCUAUCAUGGAACUAGACGAUACCCUCAAAUAUUCAUUCUUGCAGUUUGAUCCUGCGCCUCGCAGAGGGGAGCCUCAUGUCACUCGCCGCACCCCAGAUUACUUCCUGUAAACUCUGACCUCCGAUCCUUGUACAGUCAGGUCCAGUUUUGCCAUGAUGUAUGACCUUCAACUGAUAACAACAUGACUGAAGAGGGGAGGGUGGGACACUGGGUGGUGGAUUUGGGGGAGGGGGGCUACACAGCAGUGCACAUUGUAUAUCCACACAAAGACCUAUUUAAGCAUUUAGGGAAACGAUGUCUGUGUGUCAAUGAAUGGACCAAAAGGUGUGUGCCAUAAUCAUUACAAUAUCCAUUGCUGAGGACUUGUAUUGAAACUCUCCCCACUAUGUAAACAACAGUGAAGUUAAAAUUCCUCAUCCUGUACCUGUGUAGCUGGAAUGAUGACAUUGAGGUCCAAGACGGAAAUUUGAUACUUAGAAUGCGGCUGUUUGAAUCCCACAUGCCAUGGCUUAUAUGUAGGAGAUUUGAACAUGAUCUGUUUGCACUUUUGUAAAUCUAAAGAAAUGUAACAUAUGUCAAAAAAAGAAAAAUAUUUCACACUACAGAUGUUCUUUUUUUUUUCUUUUUUGUUUUUUUAAAGUAAAAAUAAAGUCCCCAUCAGGCAAGUUUUACAGAAAAGUGUUCUUUUUUUGGUUCAGUGUAAUUUACAAGUACAACUCCUUUUUUGCAGUUACUCAGCUUGAUGUAUAUGAUAGCCAGAUGUGUUCAUCCACGUCAAUUCACUGACUCCCUCUGAACUACAGAGUCUGUAUUAACCAAAUCAUUUGAAUAAUAAAGAUGAAGGAGGCUCCUUAA